GGGGUAGGGGAGGGGACGUGGCGUAGUGGCGUUGAGGAGGGCGCCACUUAGUGUUGGGACCUUCUCGGUGGUCACCUCCGCUCCUGGGACUCGGGUUACGCGGCGGCCGCCUUCACGCCGGGCCGGCCAGCGGUGUUGGAUGGAGCGAGCCAUGCCGCAAGCGGUGCCUCUGGGUCAGAUGGAAGUAUUUCAGGCCCUGCAGCGGCUGCACAUGAUCAUUUUCUCCCAGAAUGUCUCACCCUGUGGGAAGUUCCUGGCAGCUGGCAACAAUUACGGGCAGAUAGCCAUCUUUAGCUUGUCUGCUGCUUUGAGCUCUGAGGCCAAAGAGGAAAGUAAGAAGCCCAUGGUGACCUUCCAAGCCCACGAUGGACCCGUCUACAGCAUGGUCUCCACUGAUCGACAUCUGCUCAGUGCUGGGGAUGGGGAGGUGAAGGCCUGGCUUUGGGCAGAGAUCCUUAAGAAGGGCUGUAAGGAGCUGUGGCGUCGUCAGCCCCCAUACAGGACCAGUCUGGAAGUACCUGAGAUCAAUGCUUUGCUUCUCGUCCCCAAGGAGAAUUCCCUCAUCCUGGCGGGGGGAGACUGUCAGCUGCAUACGAUGGACCUUGAGACGGGGACCUUCACGCGGGCCCUCUGGGGCCACACGGACUAUAUCCACUGCCUGGCACUGCGGGAGCGGAGCCCCGAGGUGCUGUCAGGUGGCGAGGAUGGGGCCGUGCGGCUUUGGGACCUCCGCACGGCCAAGGAGGUCCAGACGAUUGAGGUCUACAAGCACGAGGAGUGCUCGAGGCCCCACAAUGGGCGCUGGAUUGGAUGUUUGGCAACUGACUCCGACUGGAUGGUCUGUGGAGGUGGCCCAGCACUAACCCUCUGGCACCUUCGAUCCUCCACACCCACCACCAUCUUCCCCAUGCGGGCACCACAGAAACACGUUACCUUCUACCAGGACCUGAUUCUAUCAGCUGGACAGGGUCGCUGUGUCAAUCAGUGGCAGCUGAGCGGGGAGCUCAAGGCCCAGGUGCCUGGCUCCUCCCCAGGGCUGCUAAGCCUCAGCCUCAACCAGCAACCAGCAGCCCCUGAGUGCAAGGUCCUGACAGCCGCAGGCAACAGCUGCAGGGUGGAUGUCUUUACCAAUCUGGGCUACCGAGCUUUCUCCCUGUCCUUCUGACCUCCAGCAACACCCCCACCUCCAUCUCAGGGGUUUGGAGUGGUUUGUUUUUUUCUUUUUUUUAUACUAAUAAAAUUUUGGGCUUUU
Messenger RNA from Balaenoptera acutorostrata (minke whale), 1252 nucleotides. It is a transcript of the gene THOC6, whose product is annotated as THO complex subunit 6. Gene Ontology annotation, biological process: mRNA export from nucleus. Gene Ontology annotation, cellular component: THO complex; transcription export complex. The record is from RefSeq and is a predicted model, not a curated record. NCBI's taxonomy places the organism in Eukaryota, Metazoa, Chordata, Mammalia, Artiodactyla, Balaenopteridae. Gene Ontology annotation, molecular function: protein binding. The transcript has 14 exons. Bases 140 to 1165 code for a protein of 341 amino acids.